Messenger RNA from Helicoverpa armigera (cotton bollworm), 3853 nucleotides. RefSeq lists its product as uncharacterized. The record is from RefSeq and is a predicted model, not a curated record. The transcript is spliced from 10 exons. Lineage: Eukaryota; Metazoa; Arthropoda; Insecta; Lepidoptera; Noctuidae. Bases 316 to 2271 code for a protein of 651 amino acids.
UUCAUACUCAUAAUUUGUUAUAUUGGUAAUUUCACUGGUGUUUGCAAUCCUAUUCCCUUCCUUUUCCCGCACAUACCUCAACGCAUUCGUUGGAGCGAGAGGCGACACUAGCGCCCUCGAGUCGUGUGGGCAACAUAACAAACAAAUCAAUGGCUGACAACGCGCGCGAGAGCUCACGUCUCUCUCCGAUACAAAAAUCGAUAUUGAGUGGAAAAUUGGUGUGAUUUGUGUUGAACUUUAUUUGUGGCAGUGCUCCUCGUACAAGAAAUCGCCGUAGAAGACAACAGCACAUGACAGCGGCGGUGACGCGGCAAGAUGGCGGUGUCUGACGUCAUCGCGCAAGAUGGCGCCCACUCAAACGUCAAACUGCACCCGUAUUUAGUUACCUUAGUUCGCUGGUGCGUGUCAUGCGUGUGGGGCACUGCCACGGUGCUGCUGCAUCGACUGCUCACCGCGCCCGCGCCGCCCAUCGCACCGAGCAAGCCAGCUACGAAGUCUCGAGUGGCCGGCAGCGAGCAUCUACACCCCGAACCACGCGUGCAAUGCGAGGUGCUGCACGCGCCCUCGCGGCACCAGCUCGACGUCGUGUUCGUGCACGGACUCUACGGUUCACUCGGCAACACAUGGCGUCAAGGCGAGUGGCGCACCAAGUACAAGCUGGACCCUCCCACUGUCACCCUCCGCAGCCACAGCCCGGAGCCCUGCGCCUGUACCCGCCCCCUCCCCGCCCCCGGCCACGCCUACACCUCCGAGCUGAACGGCUCCGUCAUCGACCAGCUCAGCGGCUGCUUCACCAAGAUCCUGCCCAACGAGAACUCACUCAUCACUGAGAAGUUCUAUAACAAUACUUUAAUCAGUAAUGAUAACUAUCAGACGCAAGCCAAGUUCGUCUCCGAACUCUUCAGGAAUGACUGUGACAACACCCGUGAUGAUGACCCCAAGUGUACUGACGAAGAGUUUGUCAGUGAGUGCAAGUGUGUGAGUGUGAGGAAAGGUGCCAAGUGUGAGCCGGGCUGCGGCUGCGUGUGCGACGAGUGCUACUCGCACUGCUGGCCGAGGGACUGGAUCAAGGAGGACUUCCCCGGAGCGAGGGUCAUCUCUAUCAAUUAUACGAGUGACCCUUACUUGUGGAGGCCGCUGUGGAUCAAGGGUAAUAAAAGACUCACACUACAAGAGCGCGCGGCGCAGAUGACGUCACAACUGCUGGCGCUGGGGGUGGGGCGGCGUCCCGUCGUGUGGGUGGGGCACUCCAAGGGCGGACUCUUCAUCAAGCAGAUAUACUGUGACGCUUAUGAAGCGCAUCUGAAAAUGGAGAACAGUGUUGCCAAGCAACACGUAACUAAUAAUAACUUAGAAGAACAAACUGACAGACAGUAUAAUAAGAACAUAGUUCAUAAUGUAGAUAAUAUUACCUGUAGAUAUAGUGAGGAUGAGGAAGCAACUAGACGUAAGGGUCAAACCAACACCACCCGUAACACACUACUCAACAACUUUAUACAAGAACAGAACAACGGCUGUGCCGCUAACGGUGAGACUACACUUAGAAGUAUAGACGAAAUGAAUGACGUGAGAAACAACAAUAACUCCGGUAACAGUAGUUUUAAUGAAGAUGAUGAAAUAGAUUUAGAUGUGAAUUGUAAUGUGGAACAAGGAACGUAUGGCUGUACACAAAACGGUGAUGUUUUAGACAAUAAGCAAGCUAGAAGUAAUGAUAAGUCAGACUUUAUAGAUGUAAGUGAUACAAGUGAUCAGACAGAGAGUGCAGACAGAGAUGUGACGACAGACAAAAAUGAAGAAAUGUCUUCAAAUAACGAAGAAGACAGUAUCUCGUCCUCAUCUCGCGCGGGUCUGUGGCGCUCGAGCGCGGGCUUCAUGUUCUACUCGGUGCCGCACCGCGGCUCGCCGCUCGCCGACAUCAAGACGCCCAUCACCUGCCGCAGCGUCGAGCUGCAGGAGAUCGCUAAGGAUUGUCCCCUAGUACUGGACCUACACUCGCGCUGGCUCCGCGCAGUAUCAGGCGCGAGCGAUGCGGGCGGCGCGGCGGCGCGGCCGCUCGUGCGGAGCAUCGUGGAGACGUGUCGCACGCUCAUGUCCGUGCUGUGGCUCAGGAUCGUCAGCGAGGACUCCGCCGACGCGGGCGUGGGCACUCUGCUGGGCGUGGGCGUGGAUCACCGCGAGGUGUGCAAGCCCGCCUCGCGCCGCUGCAAGCUCUACGCCGCGCUCGCCGACACCAUCCGCGCCGCGCUGCACCGCUGUCACUGUCAGCAGUAGCUGUCACUGUCAGCAGUAGCUGUCACUGUCAGCAGUAGCUGUCACUGUCACCAGUAGAUGCAGACAGGAGAACGCAGGAUUCACAGGGGCAGAUAGGGGAUGAAGCAGCCCCUCUUAUGUACAGACGUCGGAGCUUGCUUAUAAAGCGUGUGCAGGCUGGACUUCAUACAAGAAUGGCUCCUUAUAAGUUUACUAUUGCCCAAGCUUGGGGUAAAUACGUGAGCAGGGCUCCCACUAAUUUUACUUUCUUGAACAAAAGGUAAAAUAGGAAAGGGCAGAAGAAUCAACUACCUAGUAGUUGAAAAGAUAAUUCUUUGUAAUUAUCGACUACGACGACGCGACGUUCUAUCAUAGUUGGGAAAAGGAUAGACAGAUUUUGCUUGGGACGUUGAAACAAUUACCAACUAAGCAACAGAAGUUUGUUGAACACAACAGACGAGAGAACAUGUUCCAGAGAGAGGGACAGAAUAAUCCAGAUCGACAUGUAUCGAAUAUUUUUAAACGCAUUUUUGAUUGUGAGAGUACGAGUGAGAUGUGUAUACCUAGUAGAGAUGACGCCAGAAUUUCGCAAAAUACCUUUAAUUCUUUGUACAUAAAGCUUACAUUAGUGUGUAUAUUUCUUGACGGAAUUUUGACGUCAACUGAGGUCCAAAAUCCACAAAAGCGGAGCGAAGGAACUUCUAUUAGUUGUUCAAAAUCCUUUUCGCUUCGAUUUAGUGGAGUCUGGACUUUAAGCUAAUUUAUAUGAAACAUGGCUACCUACUACAAGUAGAAGUAUUUAACUGUUGAAUAAAAAGAUAGAUUCUAACAAAAAGACACCUAGUGUGGAUACCGCUUAGUAUAAUUAUUAUCAAUAGCGACACAUAGGUACAAUAGGUAAGACAUAGCAUACUUGUCUAAUACAAGACCAUCUAGUUAGGAACCGUUUGCCAUAACCUACAAUGUGAUAAACUGUACAAGUGUACUAAUAAAGAUAUGUGUAUCAAGCUCCAUGUUUUAGGGAUUCCAUAUUAUAGAUAUUUAUCACAUGAAAGCGGGGGAGCUAUACUUGUGUGUGUAAGAAUAUGCACAUGGUGUUUGUAUGGUUUAUUUGGCGACUCGGCCACUUCUUCCGAGCGCUACCGACUUGACGCGUACUAACACAAUGUGCAGACCAUGUCCCACCUCAUCGCAUGUCCACUGUGCCCUGAAACUUGCUCGCGGCAGGACCUCAUGGGUGCAUCCGGGAGUGCUCUCGCUGUGGCGACAUAUUGGGCUGACAAAGUAUAGUCUCACUAUAAGACGUGAUAUUGUCACGAAAGAAGAACAAUGUGCAUAUAUAUUUCACACACAAGCAUGACUCAUCGGCUUUCGUGAGAGAUAAAACAAGUAUGAAGUAUCAAUGAAAAGUUAGGAUAAGUAAAGAGAACUAUUUUGUGAUUACCUGUUAAUAAUGAUAAGUAUAUAAUAACUAGAACUAUGUGAAUCGUCCGGCCGUCUGUGUGACAUGUACCGACUGUGCAGAGUGAGGUGAUGUAUUGUGAUGUAACUCGAGUUUAUUGUAUCAAUAAAUAAAUUAUAAUUAUUAAUAAUGUGCCAACUA